This is a messenger RNA of Saccostrea cuccullata (small rock oyster), 1214 nucleotides long. RefSeq lists its product as uncharacterized. The record is from RefSeq and is a predicted model, not a curated record. The annotation marks the transcript as partial. NCBI's taxonomy places the organism in Eukaryota, Metazoa, Mollusca, Bivalvia, Ostreida, Ostreidae. The transcript is spliced from 3 exons.
AUCGAUUCUCCAUACUUACGGAUGACGAGGUGUCAGUGUUAUUCUGUUUUCUGUGUUCUGACUCCAGUUCUCCUAACUUCAAUGACACAGAGUUGCUGGACUUGCUUAUUGGGGUAAAACAGGAAGUGUACCUUAAUAUGAAUCCUGUAACAAGUCAGGAAGCACAGCGAACUCUGAACAGACUGAAGUCACCUGAUUAUGGAUACCUUUGGGAAGAUCAGGACAAGCUAACGAAGGACACAAGGGAUAAAACAAUGGAUAGGGUAUCAUCAAUGAACACUGAUAUACCAUUCUGGUACAGUAACUCUGGCACAGCCAGUGCGUACCUGAGAUCAAAGGGCUACAACAGAAAAUCUGGAGAAAGGUGUGUAAUUGGUGUUGGCUGUGAUUCUUUACUGAUACAUCGUCUACAGAUGAACAUACUGACUCACGUCACAAUGGAAGACACGAAUAUAUAUCCUGAGAUAUGCCAGAUAUUGAAUGUUUCAAAUCAAAUGCUAAAGAAGGGUGAAGCUAAGCGAAAAGAUUUUCUAAUGGAUCUAAGAAAAAAAGGAAAGGAUGUUAAAUUCAGAAGAAGUUUACGGGACAGUGUAGAUCACGUGACAUGGCUCUGGAGAUACGGAUUGUACGCAAGACCUGACAUCGUGAGAUCCUGUAUUGGCCUCUAUCCACACAAUGAUAUUUACAUCAUAGACAACAAAGCUUACAGAAAACUAGGAAAACAACAAAUAUCUUCAGAGGAAGUCAGAUGUCUACUAUACUGCUUACUGUUAGCUGAAAACUAUCAACUGAGAGUCAAUGAACAAUCAAACAACAGUACAAAGGAAGCAAUCAGGGAAAGAUAUUUCCCAGAUAUUACUUAUAAAGACUUAGUAGAACUUCCUUCUGGAAUUGCAGAAACGCGUGACGGUGUGAUAACAUUUAUAUCAGACGACAUCAGACAUGAUGUCAUGUACGCCUUUGUUACGGAGUGUCUGGUGGAGGACAGUGAUCUGGAGUUUUUCUUGACCAUGGCGUCGCGUGACGUAAUAUCAGAGUACUGCCGGUCCUGGGAUUAUAGGAGAAGCGAGAAAGAGAGAUGUUUGUAUGUACCGGAAAGACCGGAAAAAAUGUACGACCUCUUCAUAGACAAACUUCAACUAGACAUCAUCUCACACUGUACCGUGUCGGAUAAUCGGAUUCAUGAACGUGUUAGUAAAAAGUGUAAGUAUUGA